AUGACAUCCAGUGAAAGUCUGAUUGUGAAAAGUGGAGUAGUAGAAGUUAACAUUAGUGAUCAUUUCUUGGUUAGUUGUGAACUUAAUUUAAAAAAGCCAAAACUAAAACCAACAUAUAUCAAUGCACGAAGUUUUAAAGAUUACGAUCGAAAUCAAUUUGUCAUGGAUUUAGCACAAAUUCCUUGGCACGAAAAUUUUUCAAUUGACGAUGUGAAUGAAAAACUCUCCUCAUUUAAUGGUCACUUUUUGAGUAUCUUGGAAAAACAUGCACCGGUUAAGAGCAUGAAAAUAAGAUAUCGCCGGUGUCCAUUUAUGAGUAGAGAGAUUAAAGAACUUAUGAAAAAUAGAGAUAAAUUACAUAAGCUUGCACGACGAACCAAGAUGACAACAGAUUGGGAAAAUUACCGUGUUUGUAGACAGGCUGUAAAAAAGGCGUUACGUGAAUCUGAAAGGAAGUAUGUACAGAAUGAAAUUCAUAAAAACUUAAACAGAAGUUCUAUGUGGAAAGUUAUAAGGAACUGCCUACCCCGUAAAGAGUCAACGGAACUUAAUUAUUCAAGAAAUAUCACGGAACUAGUGGAGGAGUUCAAUUCCUUUUUCACGACAGUGGGAAUUAAAGCAUCAGAGUCUGCCACUGCACUUUUAACUAAAUAUAAUCUACCAACCAUAGACUUACCAGUACCUGCUCAAAUUCCUGUGUCAGAUCAAUUUCAUUUCCAUCCGGUUUCAUGUAGUGAUGUACAGCAGAUCACCAUGUCUUUUUCCUCAAAUAAGGCACCGGGAUUAGAUAAAGUCCCAAUGAGUAUUAUCAAAGAUGCCUUACCGUGUAUCCUCCCUGCGUUAACAGAUAUUGUUAAUUGUUCAUUGCUUACGUCCGAAUAUCCAACAUUAUGGAAGAUGGCAGAAGUUGUUCCCCUCUUAAAAGAUGGGGAUCAUGAGAUCGCAGACAAUAAUCGUCCUGUGUCUUUGCUAAUUGCAGUAUCAAAGAUUUGUGAACGAGUUGUAUUGAAUCAAUUGACUGACUAUAUGUCACAAAGGAAAAGAUAUACUGAACACCAAAGUGGCAAUCGAAAAUUACAUUCUACAGAAACAUUAAACAUUUUUAUAACAGAUCAAAUCUUGCAGUCUAUGGAUCGUAAAGAAGUUACGGCCUUAGUUUUAAUAGACUUAUCCAAAGCAUUUGAUAGCAUAGAUCAUUCAAUUCUACUAGUGAAACUUCAAACCAUUGGUGUGUCUAAUUCAGUGUUGGCAUGGUUUAAAAGUUAUCUAUCGGGACGAAGCCAAAUAGUACGUAUUGGGUCGACAUUGUCGGAAACAUGUAUUAUAACUCGAGGGGUACCUCAAGGAUCUAUUCUUGGGCCGGCAUUAUUUAACAUAUAUAUUAAUGACCUACCCAAUGUUCCAAAAGAGUCCUCUUUGGAAUCUUAUGUGGAUGAUUCGAAAAUCUAUCUGGCAUUUCCAAUUCAGAAUGUUGAAACUGCUGCGCUUAAACUUACACAAGAUAUGGAAAGAAUUACCGCAUGGUGCUGUAUAAAUAGUCUGCUAGUGAAUCCAAAGAAAACGAAACUUCUAUUACUGGGUACAAGUCAAAUGCUGAAAAAACUCUCUGGCACAGAUUUCCAUAUAACUGUUCUUGGUGAGAAAAUAAUCCCACUUCAGACGGUUAAAGAUUUGGGAAUGACUUUGGAUUCAAGUUUGACUUACGACAAACAUAUUGUCGAUACCGUCUCAAAAUGUAUCACUGAAUUCUGCCAAAUCAACAGAGUUAAGCAUAGUUUCGACAAACACACUUUAUCCCUUAUUAUAAAUGCACUGGUCUUCAGUAAAAUGUAUUAUUGUUCCUCCGUUUGGUCGAACACCUCUAAAAGGAAUAUAUCAAAACUGCAAAGCGUGCAGAACUUCGCGGCACGCGUUAUUACUGGAAUCAGAAAAUAUGACCAUGUGACGCCUAUCCUUCAGCAAUUAGCUUGGCUUCCAGUUGAGUGUAUGUUAAAACUCAGGGAUGCGGUUAUGACAUAUAAGUGCUUGAAAGGGUUAGCUCCGCCGUACUUGUGUGACAAAUUCCAAAUGAGAUCAAAGAUUCACAGUGUUAACACCAGAAAUAAGGAUAAGUUAGACAUUCCACUGUAUAAUUCGGCUUCUGGACAGCGAACGUUUCAUUAUCGCGCAGUGUCUAUUUGGAAUGAGCUCCCAAAUCAUAUUAAAGACAUUGACACUUUGGACCGGUUUAAAAUAGAAUAUAAACGUCAUUUAUUGCAUGGAUUUUUAGAAAGUAGUUAGUAGUUUUAGACAAUUUGGACUUGUUUAAAUUAGCAUAUAAACGUUUUUACUGUAUGGAUUUUAUUAGGAAGUAGUUAAUCAUUUUUAAAGUGACAUUACUAAUAAUUAUAAAAUUUUUAAUUUGUGUUUGUAUGUAUGUACGUAUGUUUGUGGGUGUAUAUAUAUAUUGUUUGUAGUAUAUAAAUGAUUUGUAAGUACCUGCUGAAAAGCCCUUUUGGGAGCAGGCAAUAUUGUAAUAAUAAUAAUAACUUCCGUUGUCAAUAUUUUUUGUUUGCGUUGUCAAUAUUUUUUGUUUGCGUUGUCAAUAUUUUUUGUUUGCGUUGUCAGUAUUUUUUGUUUGCGUUGUCAGUAUUUUUUUGUUUGCGUUGUCAGUAUUUUUUGUUUGCGUUGUCAGUAUUUUUUGUUUGCGUUGUCAGUACGUAUUUUUUGUUUGCGUUGUCAGUAUUUUUUGUUUACGUUGUCAGUAUUUUUUGUUUGCGUUCAGAUUUUUUUAUUUGCGUUGUGACAUUUUUUGUUUGCGUUCAUAUUUUUUUAUUUGUGUUGCAAGGUUUUUUGUUGCGUGGUAAUUUUUUUGUUUGCGUUGUAGCUUUCUUUUAUUUGUGUUUUUAUUAUUCUUAAUUGCCAUUCCUUUAUAUUUAAGUCGUUGAGCCUUCUGGGCCACCGUAA
Molecule: messenger RNA, 2946 nt
Organism: Paramuricea clavata
Lineage: Eukaryota; Metazoa; Cnidaria; Anthozoa; Malacalcyonacea; Plexauridae
Source: the annotation of a GenBank genome assembly